CCAUCUCCUUUGUUGCUAUGGUGUUCUGUGGCUUGACACGUGACCUGCCUUCUCAUCAGUCCACACACAAGUUCCCGGAGCCAGGCUCAGCGAAUCUACAAACAAACUCACUUUUGGCACCCACAGAGGUGAAACAGGAGACGGAGGCUGGGCACCGCUGCUUCCCUGAACCAAGGCAACAGCUAAACCUUUCCAAACGCCCACAACAGCCACUUGGUUAAACAGAGGCACUGGAAGCCUAGCACAUCGUUCCAGCAUGAGCCCCAGAUCUAACAGGCAUCUGUCACUCCCGAGCGACUGUUGCAUCUCACCAUCAUUCUGAUUCUGUUGCAGGGACCUUUAAGUCACCACAGAACCAGAGCAGAGGAGGACAAAGGGGGCUGUCAAGAGAGCUAAGGAGCAUGUGGGGACGUUGACCUGACCCAUCCAACCUCGUUGGCCUUUGGCAGCAGCGAUAAUUUGGAAAACAUGAUUCCCAGAGAGAACAUUUGCUGAGAAAGGGCAGGCAAAUCCUCUCCCCCCCCCAACUGCACACAAACAAUGUAGCUAGCUAAAGAGCAAAGAUCGAAGCACUUCACUCAGAGAAAGCUGUUUUGCAUUGCAAAAGAGGACAAGAGCUUGGCCGGGCACUUUUGCAGCAACAGAUAGGUGCGCGCUGGUGCAUUGCCUGUGGCACCUGUCAGAGGAAGACCCCAAUUCUCCUCUAAUGUGAAUUAAAGGAAAGGUGAAUCUCAGGGGUUGUGCCUGCACACACACUCCUGUCCCUGGGAGUGCGGCUUUUGCUGAGGGAGGCCCUGCCAGAUACUGCCUCCACGUUGCAAUGGCGCAACAGCACGGCGGCACUCCAAAUCCUGCUGCACUGGGACCCGAACAGGUUCAACUCCUUUUGGCCACAAGCAAAGAAGCCAAGCGGUUUGCCUACUGCCCCUACAGCAACUACCCGGUGGGGGCUGCCCUCCUGACCUCCGAUGGGAAGAUCUUCUCUGGUUGCAACAUUGAAAAUGCAUGUUACCCGCUGGGCGUGUGUGCUGAGCGUACGGCGAUCCAGAAGGCAGUGUCAGAAGGGCAUACAAAAUUUCGAGCUAUAGCUAUUAUUUGCAACAGCCAAGAAACCUUCGCGGUGCCCUGUGGGGCUUGCAGACAAGUGCUCAGAGAGUUCGGCAAACAUUGGGAGAUCUUCUUGGCCAAGGCAGAUGGGACACACAUUCAGAAGACUUUGGAGGACUUGCUGCCUUUCUCCUUUGGACCAGAAGACCUGAAGAUGGUCUGAAGAGCACAAGAAACAACCCACAGAGGCUUUGGUGACCUUAAUGCUCCCUGCAUGAUGGACAGAGUCCUUUUAUAUAUUUCAAAGCUAUUGCAGAUUCAGAUAUUCAGUUCAAAUGCGAUUCCUUUAGCCCAUCCUGCACAUUCAGGGAGGGAGCUACUUUGGAAGUCACCCGGCUAAGAGCGAUAUUUAUGAAAGCAAGGAAUGGUAGAGCAUGAGACUCUUAAUCGCAGGGUCAUGGGUUUGAGCCACACCUUGGGUGAAAGAUGGGGUUGGACUAGAUGACCCUUGGUGUCC
Messenger RNA from Podarcis raffonei (Aeolian wall lizard), 1564 nucleotides. RefSeq names its product cytidine deaminase (gene CDA). The record is from RefSeq and is a predicted model, not a curated record. The transcript has 4 exons. Lineage: Eukaryota; Metazoa; Chordata; Lepidosauria; Squamata; Lacertidae. Bases 821 to 1270 code for a protein of 149 amino acids. Gene Ontology annotation, molecular function: zinc ion binding; cytidine deaminase activity. Gene Ontology annotation, cellular component: cytosol.